AUGCAGAACACCCUUCAGCGCCUCUACCGGGUGGCCAUCCCCGUGACGGGUGCGCUGCUGCUAGCCGACGCCUCCCUCUACGACGUCCGCGGCGGCACACGAGCAGUCAUCUUCGACCGAUUGUCCGGUGUGCAGGAGAAGGUCGUCAACGAAGGCACGCACUUUUUGGUUCCCUGGCUGCAGCGAGCGAUUAUCUACGAUGUCCGCACGAAGCCUCGCAAUAUUUCCACCACAACCGGUAGCAAGGAUUUACAGAUGGUCAGCCUGACGCUGCGCGUGCUGCACCGACCGGACGUGCCGAAGCUGCCUCAGAUCUACCAGUCAUAUGGUACGGACUAUGACGAGCGUGUCCUCCCCUCCAUCGGCAACGAAGUCCUCAAAGCAAUCGUCGCCCAAUUCGACGCCGCCGAGCUGAUCACACAGCGCGAAGCCGUCUCGAACCGCAUCCGCACCGACCUGCUGAAACGGGCGGCGCAGUUCAACAUCGCCCUCGAGGAUGUCUCCAUCACGCACAUGACCUUCGGCAAGGAGUUCACACGGGCCGUCGAGCAGAAGCAGAUCGCCCAGCAGGAUGCCGAGCGGGCGCGGUUUAUCGUUGAGCGCGCUGAGCAGGAGCGCCAGGCUAACGUUAUUCGCGCGGAGGGUGAAGCCGAAAGUGCCGAGAUCAUUAGCAAGGCUGUUGCCAAGGCCGGUACUGGGUUGAUUGAGAUUCGUCGCAUCGAUGCCAGCAAGGAGAUCGCGCAGACUCUGUCCGGUAACCCGAACGUUACCUAUCUGCCUGGUGGGGAGGGUAAGGAGGGUGGCAAGAGCACGAGUCUCCUUUUGGGUCUGCGGAGCUGA
Molecule: messenger RNA, 840 nt
Organism: Penicillium lagena
Lineage: Eukaryota; Fungi; Ascomycota; Eurotiomycetes; Eurotiales; Aspergillaceae
Gene: phb1
Product: prohibitin subunit PHB1
Exons: 2
Coding region: 1-840 (279 amino acids)
Biological process (GO): mitochondrion organization
Cellular component (GO): mitochondrion; membrane
Source: RefSeq, a predicted model, not a curated record